AUGUUUAAACACUGCAGCUGUAGACUGUUAGUGAGGUCUGUACUGAGGAUGGCGUCUCCCGAGGUGGUCCAGCGUCUGGAGCAGAGGGCCAGGCAGGCUGAUGAAGCCAUCAACAUCCUGAAGACACAGAUACAGAUGCUGAAGCAGCAUGCUGUCACUGCAGAGGAGCAGCGAUUGAAGAAGGAGAAUGACCAGCUGCGUCAGCAGGUCGAUGAACUCAAGGCCAAGCUCACUCUGGCUGAGAUCCAAAAUGGAGUGCAACAGGUGUACCUACCUGUAAGGACAGCUGCCACCGGGACACCUGCUGCACCGGCAGCUGAACCAGCACCGAAACCUGCAGAGGCCAAACCUGAACAGAAGCAGGCGCAGAAAGGAGGGAAGACUGACAAGGCUGCAGGGAAAGGGGAAAAGAAGGAAAAGAAAGGUGGUGAGAAGAAGAAGGGAGGACCCCCUCAGGAAGACAAGCCUGUUGACGUGUCCCGGCUGGACAUGAGGAUCGGCCGGAUCCUGUCUGUGAAGAAGCACCCUGAUGCAGACACCCUGUAUGUGGAGGAGAUCGAUGUGGGGGAGGCGGCACCCAGGACUGUGGUCAGUGGGCUGGUCAAGCAUGUCCCCAUGGAGGAGAUGCAAGAUCGUAUAGUGAUCGCCAUGUGUAACCUGAAGCCUGCCAAGAUGCGAGGCAUCACGUCCCAGGCCAUGGUCAUGUGCGCCAGCUCUCCGGAGAAGGUGGAGCUCCUGGACCCUCCAGCAGGCAGCCAGCCGGGAGACCGCAUCACGUUUGAAGGAUACCCAGGGGAGCCUGACCCAGUCCUACAACCCAAGAAGAAGGUGUGGGAGACAGUACAACCUGACCUGCAGGUCACCUCCGACAAGGUCGCCACUUACAAGGGGGUGCCCUUCACUGUAGCUGGGAAGGGCGUCUGUACCUCAAAAACUAUGACCAAUUCUGGCAUCAAAUAAGAUUAAUAUUAAUAAGACUAUUUGAUAAUCCACAUCCUUCUAUGGAAAACACAAUGAAACUGUUAAGAAAGGUUGAACUCUACACUAUUUUUCUCUGCACAGAUGUUUAAGAGCAGACUCUGGAUGACACUGGAAAAGGUUUUGAUGACUGCAUGGUCAUAUCAUUCUGCUGUCUGUGUCAGAGAUACACCUCAGAACAUCCUGAUGUAAACCUCUGUAGGUUUCGUCUUCCCAGUCAGUGUUACAUGACUGAUGUUUUACAAUUGAUCUAUCAGGUUCAUUAUCAAAGAAAAAAUAACAAGUUUGCAUUAUAAUUGUUCAUUCAUCAUUAAAGAAAAGAAUGAA
This is a messenger RNA of Branchiostoma floridae (Florida lancelet), 1305 nucleotides long. Its product is annotated as aminoacyl tRNA synthase complex-interacting multifunctional protein 1-like. Bases 1 to 960 code for a protein of 319 amino acids. Lineage: Eukaryota; Metazoa; Chordata; Leptocardii; Amphioxiformes; Branchiostomatidae. Gene Ontology annotation, molecular function: tRNA binding. The record is from RefSeq and is a predicted model, not a curated record. The transcript is spliced from 6 exons.